AAAUAAAAUGGGCUGAGCGAUAUAGAGAUGGGCUGGCCUUUAAAAGUUUUAAUAUUGAACUGCUCACAAGUUAAGAUCAAACAUUUUGGUUUGGGCCCAUCCCUAGAGUGGACCAUGCAUUGUGUGAUAAGGGACCAUGGAAUCAAUAGUCACCAAUUCCUAGAUUUGGGGUGUUUUUUUUCAGAUCAGAAGGGAUUAUGAUUAUCCCUUUCUAUGGUUAUGAUCCUCUUAAGCUGUUAUGGCCUGUGUUAAUUCAGGUCAUCUCACCUUGUAAGUUCUGCAUGAAGUGCGUAACUUCUGUUUGAGCUAUAGCAUUGAUAUAUUUUUAGAAAUAUAUAUAAUCAACGGGUAAAGACUUCAAGUGAUGGAGAAUCCAGUGCAUUCCUAGGCUUUUGGGAAGAACAAGUAGCAACAUGCACUUGCCUCUCGUUCCGAGCAGUACCAGGAUACAUGGGCACCUUCUUGGGUACCGACAGCAGCAGCACUAAUACACAUACAGAUCACCAGCUAAAAGGAAGAGAAGCACAUCCAGUGCCACCCUUUAAUAGAGCAGGAUGUUCCUGGUCGGACUGUCCGGUGGAAUUGCUUCAGGAAAAAGCACAGUAGUGGCAGUAUUCCGGGAACUGGGCUGUGCAGUGAUUGAUGCUGAUGUUAUUGCCAGACAGGUGGUUCAGCCCCGCUUCUUGGCCUAUCAGCAGAUAGUGCAUAACUUUGGAAGUGAAAUCCUCUUGGAGAGUGGGGAGAUAAACCGGGAGGCUCUGGGAAACAUUAUCUUCUCCCACCCAGAAAAACGGCAGCUGCUGAACGCCAUCACUCACCCUAAGAUCCAGAAAGAGAUGCUGAAACAGAUCUUUAAAUACUUUGUGCUAGGCUACCGCUAUGUGAUUCUGGACAUUCCUCUGCUGUUUGAGACCAACACGCUAACCAAGUUCAUGAAACACACAGUCCUGGUUUACAGUGAUCCGCAGACACAGCUGUCACGACUGAUGAAGAGGAAUGGCCUGGCCCAGGCAGAGGCAGAAGCCCGCAUCGCCUCCCAGCUGCCGCUUGAUGAGAAGCGCAAAUUAGCUGACCACGUGAUUGACAACUCCGGGGACUGGGAGAGCACGCGGAGGCAGGUCCUGAGACUGCACUCUCGGCUGGAGGACUCUCUGGAUUUCCUCUUGGUGCGCUUGGUGGCAGUCACAGCAGUUGCUGGAAUUGGUGGGCUGGUGUGCUUUCUCCUCAGGCAUUUUCUCUCAUAAUUCACUUUUUUUAAGGGACCAAAACUCUGCCUGGAAUUUCAAGUUUGCAAAGGGCAAUGAAAGGUCAUGAGCCUUAAUGGCUUUGCCGUCUGAAUACAGACGACAAGAUGAGCAGAGUCUCCUUGUAAACUUCUCAAGGUGAAGCAUGGAUUCCUUGCCAAUGCACUGACUCAGCUCCUUUCUUUUAACUUUUUAGUCCUGUUAUUAAUCAGCAACUGCUGCAGGAGAGGGUGAGGGGCAGCUGUAAUGGAUGGAGGCCCCCAGACAUUCAGGUAUGAAGUAAUUACACGGUUAGGAUGGCCGUGUUAGGCCAACUCAUUGGAGUGCUAGUCUACAGGGUGAAAGGAAUCUUUCCUUCAAUUUAACCCCAGGUGGAAUACGAUUACUUAACAUGUCUCACAGCAGUCUGGUCCAGGAGUGGGGAUCUGGACUAUGGGGUUCUCUUCCCCCCCCCCCCCCACUUCCCAGCAUCCUCAGCUACCAAGAGUUGGCCCUAAAUGGUUCACUUUGACUCUAGACAAGUAAUUUCACUUCUGUUUCCUGGUUGUGAGAUUUAAUGAAUGUUUGCAAAGUGCCUUAAACCCCACCAAUGCGGGACGUUGUAAAAUUGCAAGAGUUACUAUAAAAACGUCCAUCUCCUGC
Molecule: messenger RNA, 1886 nt
Organism: Mauremys mutica (yellowpond turtle)
Lineage: Eukaryota; Metazoa; Chordata; Testudines; Geoemydidae
Gene: DCAKD
Product: dephospho-CoA kinase domain containing
Exons: 7
Coding region: 555-1244 (229 amino acids)
Biological process (GO): coenzyme A biosynthetic process
Molecular function (GO): ATP binding; dephospho-CoA kinase activity
Source: RefSeq, a predicted model, not a curated record